Cladocopium goreaui is the source of this 1014-nucleotide messenger RNA. NCBI's taxonomy places the organism in Eukaryota, Dinophyceae, Suessiales, Symbiodiniaceae. The record is from the annotation of a GenBank genome assembly.
AUGGCCAGUGAAGCACGUUGCCAGAGGUCACAACACUGCGAUGAAUUCCAAUCUUUCGUGGCAACGAGUUCUGACGUUGGUCUCGGAGAUGCAGCUUUGCGCUUUACGCCCCGAUGGUCUCAGCGUGUCCGCAGUUCGUGGUGCGGGUGCGACGUGGCACUGGGCGCUGCACGUGAUCUCGUGCAAUGCUCUGUUGGACUGUUGCGUGCGAGCAGAGCAAUGGCAAACUGCCUUGGCACUGCUCAAUCAGAUGCUCCUUGGCUGCCCUUGACAUUUCACCGUGUGCGGCUGCGGCAGCUGCAGGGUGGCCUGCAACCGGAUGUGGUGAGUUACAGCUCUGUUAUUUCUGGCUGUGCACAGGUUUGGCAGUUGGCCCUGGAGCUCCUGGUCACAGCGGCAACAUCGGUGCAGCUCGAUGCCCAAUGUUGCACUACUGCCAUCAGGGCGUGUGCAGAAGCGCAGCCAUUCGGCUCAGGGACGACUGUAGGGACUGUAGGGACUGGAGGACAAUCCGCGAGAUCCUCGUUUGAUCACGGCACAAUGGUGCUUCCCAUGUCCUUACUGCGAACGGCGCAGAAUCAGCCUAUGAUGGUGGAGCUGAAGAACGGAGAGACCUACAGUGGAGUGUUGGCCUCCUGCGAUGGUUUCAUGAACCUGCACAUGCGCGAUAUCGUGUGCACCUCUCGUGAUGGCGAACGCUUUUGGAAGAUCCCGGAGUGCUACGUGCGGGGCAACAGCAUCAAAUAUCUCCGUUUGCCCGAUGAGGUCAUUGACAUGGUGAAGGAUGAGCCACAGUCACGCAAGGAGAUCCGUCAGCAGUUCAAGGCCCGAGGCCGUGGCCGCGGCAAAGGCGAGGGUCGCGGUCGUGGCCGCGGCGGGCAGUCCGCGGGACCUGAGAAGCGCGCGGGAGGAGGUGGCGACAAGGCUGGAAAGAAGGCAAGGCCGUGAGCGACGUGAUCUGAGCGCGCCCGUUGGUCGAUUGCUGACUCAUUCGCAUCGCGUAGAGGGGAGAAA